Messenger RNA from Planococcus citri (citrus mealybug), 884 nucleotides. RefSeq names its product sodium channel protein Nach-like. The transcript is spliced from 5 exons. Lineage: Eukaryota; Metazoa; Arthropoda; Insecta; Hemiptera; Pseudococcidae. Gene Ontology annotation, cellular component: plasma membrane. The record is from RefSeq and is a predicted model, not a curated record. Gene Ontology annotation, molecular function: ligand-gated sodium channel activity. Gene Ontology annotation, biological process: sodium ion transmembrane transport. Bases 87 to 779 code for a protein of 230 amino acids.
UUUAGGUAUUCAUACACAGUUACGAGGAAAAAAUAGUCACCGAUUUAGCUCCUCAUCAUAUUUGGACGAAACGAGUAGGUAAAAUUAUGUUCAGCCCUAAAGAGACCUAUACCACAGAGGAAGCGAGGCAAUUGAGCAUUCGUCAAAGGCAUUGCGUAUUCCCUGAUGAGAUAAAAUUGAUCACAGAUGAUAUUUACACGUUUGGAGCUUGUAUGACCGAAUGCAGAAUGAAUAUGGCGAAGGAGAAGUGUGGUUGCAUACCUUUCUUUUAUCCGAAUAUAGAAGGAUACGAGUAUUGUAAGUUGGAAGGGCUCAUUUGUUUGGAUCAAUUUAAAGAAGAAAUCACGAAAGCUUUCAAUUGCCCUUGCGAACUCAGCUGCAUGUACACAGUUUACGAAAUAGAGAAACUAGAGGACUCCAAGAAAAAAACUGAAAACGAUCCUUUAGAGUUGAGCUUCGUAUCUUGGCCAAUGAUAAGAUACAAAAGAGACGUACUCUUCGGCUGGGUUGAUUUAUUCGUGGCUUUUGGAGGCAUAGCUGGCCUCUUCUUAGGAUUCAGCUUACUCAGCGCGGUCGAAACGAUUUACUACUUUACUUUGAGGGCUUUCUGUAUGGUAUACAGAGAGAAAGACGAGCUGGAAAAAUUACACCACGAAUACGAGAACGCUGUCGAACCUGAGAUCAAUUUAGACAUGAAACCGUACUUCAGGAAUAGCUCCAGUCCGAAGAAGAAUAAAAAUGAGACAAAAGUGAUCCCUAUAUUACCCUAUUUGCCUUAAAACCUGCGCAGCAGCUUUUCAAAUAAACGGUAGAAAAAUAUAUAAAAAAUUAUAUUUUGUUAACAAGAAAAAUAGUAACAAUACAAAAUAUUAAGUCUCGCAUCA